CGGUCGGAACUAGCUGCCCCGAGGAGCGCGGGGCGGAGGAGAGCGAGUCAGUGGUGGAAGCGCGGGGGCUGUCGGGGCGGCAGGAAGGCGGCAGGAGCUGGGUGGUGGAAGGCGGCUGAACGGCGCGCGGCCUGUGGCGGCUGGCGCGGUCGCGGUGUCCUCUCUUCCCUCCGCCAUGGUGGUCCUGCGGAGCAGCACGGCCCGCCCGGCUAGCCCGGUGGCCCACGACACCCGCCGGCGCCGGCGGCGACGCCCCCCCUUCGACCUUCUGGACUCUAGUUCUGAAUUCAUCUCCUUAGAGCCUUCCUCGCUCAGCAGCCGCCACAUCUGGACGCGUUCCGGGGCCGCCUCGGCCGCAGCUAGCGCCGCGGGAUCCAGGAGAACCAGGGCAGCUGACGAGGCCGAAUUUUCCUCUGAAAAAAUUGAAUGUUUCAAUGGGCACUGUUUAAGAUCAAUGAGAAAAAACAUGCCACCCUGUUCGGACUCUAGCUUUGAAAAAAGCAUGGAAAUACUAAGUGAAAAUGUCAAUCGCAGGCAAUUUAGAAGGCAGUUGGCAAAGCCAAAAUCAGACCCAAAAAAAGAAGAAUACAAAGAAGUCACCAGGACACUAAGGCCCAGAGCUGAUGCAAAAGCUGCAGUUCAAGUCCACGAUGAAAACGGAGAUUUGGAGGUCCGCCGAAGCUGCAGGCUUCGACAGAGUCGUUACACCACUACCAAUGAAUCUGUUUUGUUUGACAAACUUAUAACAAAUACUGCAGAAGCAGUCUUGCAAAAAAUGGAUGACAUGGAGAAGAUGCGUAGACGGCGGAUGAUGGAAGACCUCGGAGUGUUCCACGAUGCAGAAGAAGACCUCAAUAUGUACAGCCGAGGAAAGAAAGAAAUCCAAAGAGCUGAAGAAGAAAUGGCUGAUAACCAAGAUGUAGUUUCGUCAGAAGAAAGUGAAGAGAAAGAUGAUGGUGAAGACACUCAAAAGCGUUACGACUUUCGGCAGAGGAAAACUGUUGAACGCUAUCAAGCUCCAUUGGAAAAACCAAGACAACGGAAGAUAUUUUUCUCGGGCCAGUCUUCACCUGUCAGACAGAGGUACUCAUUUAGAAGUGCUCAGGCAGGAGACUCUUGCUGCAAAAGACCUAACAGACGGAGACACGCAGUCCACAAUGAUUCCACGUCUUCUUCCUCAUCUGAUGAUGAAGAACAUUUUGAGAGGCAUAGGCAGCUCAGCCAUAACAGAGAUUUAAGAAGGUGUCUUCCACUCAAUUUUCAUAAAGAUGAGUUAAAGGCAGUUCACAAGGACCGUAUGAAAAUUGGAGCAAGUCAAGCUGAUGUUGAUCCAAUGCAAAUAGAUUGUUCAGUACGAUUUGAUGGUGUGGGUGGUCUUGCUGACCACAUUUCAGCUUUAAAAGAGAUGGUCGUUUUCCCAUUGCUUUACCCAGAAGUCUUUGAGAGAUUCAAAAUUCAACCUCCAAGAGGCUGUCUGUUUUAUGGUCCACCAGGCACUGGAAAGACACUGGUUGCUCGUGCACUUGCCAAUGAGUGUAGCCAAGGUGACAGGAGAAUAUCCUUUUUUAUGAGAAAAGGUGCUGACUGCCUUAGUAAAUGGGUGGGGGAAUCGGAACGCCAGCUUCGUUUACUAUUUGACCAGGCCUACCGCAUGCGACCUUCAAUUAUUUUCUUUGAUGAGAUAGAUGGGCUUGCUCCUGUACGCUCCAGUAAACAGGAUCAGAUUCAUAGCUCUAUUGUUUCAACACUUUUGGCACUUAUGGAUGGCUUAGACAGCAGAGGAGAGGUUGUGGUAAUUGGAGCCACCAACAGACUAGAUUCCAUAGAUCCUGCCCUACGAAGACCUGGACGCUUUGAUCGAGAGUUCCUCUUCAACUUGCCAAAUAAAGAGGCUAGAAAAGAGAUUUUCAAGAUUCACACACGUGAUUGGACUCCUAGGCUAUUGGACGUCUUUCUUGAUGAGGUAGCUGAAGAAUGUGUUGGAUACUGUGGUGCUGAUAUCAAAUCCUUGUGUGCUGAAGCUGCCCUCUGCGCUUUGCGCCGCCGCUACCCUCAGAUAUACAAAAGUAAUGCGAAACUGCAGUUAGAUACUGCUUCUAUUAAAAUAACAGCGAAGGAUUUCAUCAUGGCUAUGCAGAAGAUUGUUCCAGCUUCACAGAGGGCUGUGGCUUCACCUGGGAGAGCCCUGCCACCCAAUUUAAAACCCCUCCUUGAAAACACACUAGCAAGUAUUUUAGAAGCCUUGCAGAAGGUGUUUCCCCACGCAGAACUUGCGCUAAAGAAGGACCAACAGCAAGACAGUUCAAAUCAUAUGUUAAGUAAUAAUGCAAUUGACAGCGAUGAGGAAUCACCAUCAAUCUUUACAGAUGAGUCGACUCAUAAAGUUCCUGAUAGAGAAAAAGAAAAAUUCCUCAAUUUUAGCAGAAAUGCUUAUUACCAGCCAACAUCCUAUAGGCCACGGUUCUUACUAGUUGGAGAGCCAGGAUAUGGGCAAGCUUCUCACUUGGCACCUGCAGUAAUACAUGCCCUGGAAAAGUUUUCAGUUUAUACACUGGAGCUAUCACUGUUGUUUGCUAGCACCACAUCACCAGAAGAAACAUGUGCACAGUUGAUGCAAGAAGCUCAAAGAACAGCACCCAGUAUAAUUUAUAUCCCACAUAUUCAUUUGUGGUGGGAGGCUGUUGGAGCUACAUUGAAAGCUACGUUUACAACACUGCUGCAGAACAUUCCAACGUUUGCUCCAGUUUUGCUGCUUGCAACAUCUGAUGUGCGUCACGCAGAUCUCCCAAAAGAGAUAAAAGAAUUGUUUAUUAAUGAUGAUGAAGUUUUCAAAGUUGAGGUACCUAAUAAGCAAGCAAGAGCAACAUUUUUUGAGGACUUAAUUCUAAAUCAAGCUGCUGAACCUCCUGUGUCAAAAAAGAAUGCAGCUCGUCGGCCCCUGGAAGUACUUCCCCUAGCACCACCACCAAAGCCUCCACAGCUGACAGAGGAAGAACUAAAGCAGCUGGAGCAGGAGGAGGAGGACACACUGCGUCACCUUAGAAUAUUCCUGAGGGAUGUGACUCACAGGCUGGCUGUCGAUAGGCGUUUCAGGGCCUUUACAAAGCCUGUUGACCGAGAGGAAGUACCAGAUUAUAACACAGUUAUUGAACACCCCAUGGACCUAUCAACAGUCCUCUCCAAGAUUGACCUCCACCAGUACCUAACUGCAGCAGAUUUUCUUAAAGACAUCGACCUAAUCUGUAGCAAUGCUCUAGAGUACAACCCAGAUAGAGAUCCUGGAGAUCGUCAGAUUAGGCACCGGGCUUGUUCUUUGAGGGAUACCGCGUACGCCAUAGUGAGGGAAGAAAUGGACGAGGACUUCGAACAGUGCUGCGAAGAAAUCAAAGAGUCUCGUGAGGAAAGAGGUUGUAGCUCUUCAAAGUAUGCUCCAUCUUACUACCAUGUAAUGCCAAAGAAGAACUCUGUUCCUGGGUGUAAGAAAACUGACCCAAAGUGUAAUGAGAACACGAAGGUGCCAGCAGCACCUGUAGAUGCCAGUACACCCUGCUGUCCAGAGAUGUCAAGAAGGAAACGUAGAAAGAAUAAAGUGUCUUCCAGCAUUACAGCAAAAAGGAGGCAUUUUCAAUUCAACAAAGAAAAUAAAGUCCCAGAAGACCAAAAUGAAGUAGAAAGUGACGAAGAGUCUCCAGAAAGACAUGUUUCUAACAUCGAUCGUGUUGAAGUUGAGGCCACACAGAACUAUUCUGUGGACGAAAAUGAGAAAGUACUUCAAGAACGACAGAAAAACAGGAAUGAAAAUAAGUCUGCGACAGAAAAUGACAGAGUUCUGGUGGCUAAGCCUACUGAAAAGAAGACUCUCAUGGUUCCUGAACAUUCAGACCUGAGGCUGGAGAGUGAAAAGUUGCAUUGCCAAAUAAUAGAAAGUUCUGAAGACGGAGAUUCAAGUGAUUCGUGGGUGCACUGUGUGACUCGUGCAAGACGUUCUCAGGGAAAAGAACAACAGGAAACACGUGUUGAGAAAGCCACAGAAAAUCUUACACCACCAGUGAUUGUGGAUUACUUGGAGCUCAAACAACUACUGAAUUUAGUCACUCUGGUAUCUAGAAACUUCAAUAUAUUGCAACUGGAAAAACUGUACGCUGUUCUGAGUCAGUGCAUUUACAGACAUCGGGAAGACUAUGACAAAACCGAAUUAGUGAAGGAAAUGAAGAAAGAAACAACAUCCUUCAGUUACCUUCAGUGACGCUUCGCUGUAAUGUUUGCUGGGGGUUUUUUUUGGUCGUUGUUGAAUGCUGUCAUCUGUGCUUAAUUCAAUACUAUUGCUUUUACAUAGAGUAAACAAGUAUCUUACAGCUUAUUAAGAAAGCUCAAAUACCGUCUUAUACCUUCU
Messenger RNA from Dryobates pubescens (Downy woodpecker), 4393 nucleotides. It is a transcript of the gene ATAD2, whose product is annotated as ATPase family AAA domain containing 2. The transcript is spliced from 28 exons. The record is from RefSeq and is a predicted model, not a curated record. Gene Ontology annotation, molecular function: chromatin binding; histone binding; ATP hydrolysis activity. Gene Ontology annotation, biological process: positive regulation of transcription by RNA polymerase II. Bases 176 to 4246 code for a protein of 1356 amino acids. Gene Ontology annotation, cellular component: nucleus. Lineage: Eukaryota; Metazoa; Chordata; Aves; Piciformes; Picidae.